UUGGUUGUUUUUGUAAAAACCUGUCCACUACAGGAAGGAAACAUCUCUCCCCAGAGUGGAGAGACUCUUAGCAGACACAGUUGAGCUGAAGAGGAAACCAUGUCCAUCUUCUUCAACGCUACAAAUUUGAAGCAGGUCCAACUAAGAAUUGCAUGGCCACCACAGAUAUCCCCAUGUUUGUGGGAGGAUACCAGCAUUUUUGUGCAAUUUGGUUUCCUUGGAUUCAUACUGCUGCAUAUGCUAAGGACCUUUAUUCUGUCACAAUGGAAAGGAGGAAAGAAGGCCUCAAUAACAGUAGAGAAGAGCCCUGCUGGUGUAAAACUAAAACUUGGCCUCUCCUACAAGUGCAGCCUUGUUUGUUCCACGUUGUCACUGGUCGCUCAUCUAGUACUAUUAUCGGUGCCAGAGAACAAGACGGAGGCUCACUGCAAAUCCAGAGUCCCGGUUCUUUCAGCAGAGAUUUUGCAAGUAAUAUCAUGGGCAGUCACAUUGGUUCUACUAUAUAGAAGCAGGAAAAAUGUGAAGUUACCUUGGAUCCUGAGAAUGUGGUGGAUUUCCAGCUUCUUGUUGUCUUUGGCUCGUGCAACUAUGAAUGCUCAUUCGUUGAUUACGAAUCAUGGGUCACUCGGGCUGCAUGAAUAUGCUGAUAUUGUUGGUCUUAUAGUAUCUGCCUGCUUACUAGGUAUUUCAAUUCAAGGGAAGACCGGCACAGCUCUUGACAGCUCAAAUGAAGGCAUCACAGAACCCCUUCUCGGUGAAAAGUAUUCUUCAGAUGGCAGAAGGGACAGUCCGUAUGGAAAAGCUACUCUUGUUCAGUUAGUCACCUUCUCUUGGCUCAAUCCGCUCUUUGAAGUAGGGAAAAAGAAACCACUCGACCAGGAUGAAGUUCCUGAUGUUUACAUCGGGGACUCUGCUGCUUUUCUAUCGAGUUCCUUCGAUGAAAGCCUGAAAUAUGUAAAGGAAAGGGAUGGGAUGAUGGAAAACCCAUCUAUCUAUAAGGCUAUUUAUGUAUUCGGAAGGAAAAAGGCAGCGAUCAACGCUUUGUUUGCAGUUAUUAGUGCAUCGACAUCUUAUGUUGGGCCAUACCUCAUCGACGACUUUGUGACUUUCCUUGCUGAAAAGAAAUCCCGGAGCUUACAGAGUGGAUAUCUUCUGGCAUUGGGUUUUCUUGGUGCCAAGAUGGUCGAGACUGUAGCUCAAAGGCAGUGGAUAUUUGGAGCUCGUCAGCUAGGCCUUCGGCUAAGAGCAGCUCUUAUAUCUCAGAUAUACCAAAAGGGACUUGUCCUGUCAAGCCAAUCGCGCCAAAGUCACACCAGUGGGGAGAUUAUCAAUUUAAUGAGUGUUGAUGUUCAGAGAAUUACAGAUUUCAUGUGGUACCUUAACAUAAUCUGGAUGCUGCCGAUCCAAAUAUCAUUAGCAAUCUAUAUUCUGCAUAUGAAUCUGGGAAUGGGCUCACUGGUGGCAUUAGCUGCAACACUGGUAGUGAUGACUAUCAACAUACCUGUGACUAAGAUUCAGAAGGGGUAUCAAACAAACAUCAUGGAAUCCAAGGAUGAAAGGAUGAAAUCCACCGCAGAAGUUCUUCGAAACAUGAAAACAAUCAAGCUUCAGGCAUGGGACAAUUUCUUUCUUCAGAAGCUUGAGAGUUUAAGAAAAAUCGAGCAUAGUUGGCUCUGGAAAUCACUGAGAUUGUCAGCACUAACAGCUUUUAUCUUUUGGGGAUCCCCAACGUUUAUUUCUGUUGCAACUUUUGUUGGGUGCGUCAUAAUGGGGAUUCCACUCACAGCCGGGAGAGUCCUGUCUGCGCUUGCUACAUUCCGGAUGCUUCAAGAUCCUAUAUUCAAUUUGCCCGAUUUACUCUCCGUGAUUGCACAGGGAAAAGUGUCUGCUGAUAGAAUUGCUGCUUACCUGCAAGAAGAUGAGAUUCCACAUGAUGCAGUUGAAUUUGUUCCAAAACACACAACAGAAUUUGGAAUCGAGAUCAAUAGUGGGACAUUCAGCUGGAAUGCAGAAUUAGGAAACCCAACGCUUGACAGAAUACAAUUACAAGUGAACAGGGGAAUGAAAGUGGCAGUUUGUGGCACUGUUGGAUCAGGGAAAUCCAGUCUGCUUUCCUGCAUCCUAGGAGAAAUGCCAAAGUUAUCAGGGAAUAUCAAGAUUAGUGGAACAAUGGCUUAUGUUCCUCAGUCUCCCUGGAUACUAACAGGAAAUAUUAGAGAAAACAUUCUUUUCGGCAAAUCCUAUGACAGAGACAAGUAUGAGAGAACAGUAGAAUCAUGUGCCCUCAAGAAGGAUUUUGAGCUAUUCUCUGCUGGUGACCUUACUGAAAUCGGAGAAAGAGGGAUAAAUAUGAGCGGGGGACAGAAGCAAAGAAUACAAAUUGCUCGUGCUGUUUACCAGGAUGCUGACAUAUAUCUGCUCGAUGACCCCUUUAGUGCUGUGGAUGCUCAUACAGGCACACAUCUCUUUAAGGAAUGCUUGAUGGGGUUUCUCAACAACAAGACCAUAAUUUAUGUCACUCACCAAGUUGAAUUUCUUCCUGCAGCUGAUCUCAUUCUGGUCAUGCAAAAUGGCAGAAUUGCACAGGCUGGUAAAUUUGAAGAACUUCUAAAGCAUAACAUUGGAUUUGAAGCUCUAGUCGGAGCUCACAACCAAGCUCUAGAGUCAAUCUUAGCAGUAGAAAACUCAAGCAGACCAUCCGAAAAUGCAACCACAAAUAGUGAAUUUGACACUGAUACUAACGUAGAUGCAGAAUUUCCAUAUAUUAAACAGGAUUCAGAACAUAAUCUCAACAUUGAGAUAACAGAGAAGGAUGGAAAACUGGUGCAGGAGGAAGAAAGAGAAAAAGGAAGCAUAGGAAAGGAAGUUUAUUUGUCUUACUUGACUAUUGUGAAGCGUGGUGCUUUUGUUCCAGUAAUCCUUCUAGCCCAAUCUUCUUUCCAAGGCCUACAGGUGGCAAGUAACUAUUGGAUGGCAUGGUCUUGUCCUACAGGCGAUGAAGAUCCCAUAGCUGCAAAAAUGAAAUUCAUAUUAUCCAUUUAUAUAAUUCUUUCGGUUGGAAGUGCACUUUGUGUGCUACUCCGUUCUACACUAGUGGCUAUAACAGGCCUUCGGACAGCAGAAAAGCUCUUCAGAAACAUGCUGCACAGUAUGCUUCGUGCACCUAUGGCAUUCUUUGAUUCUACUCCAACUGGAAGAAUUUUAAAUCGGGCAUCCACAGACCAGAGUGUGCUUGACUUGGAGAUGGCUACCAAAUUAGGUUGGUGUGCUUUCUCAGUAAUUCAGCUUCUUGGGACAGUUGCCGUCAUGUCACAGGUGGCAUGGGAAGUAUUUGCCAUCUUCAUUCCAGUAACAGCCGUCUGUGUCUGGUAUCAGCAAUACUACAUACCUACUGCAAGGGAAUUGGCUCGUUUAGCAGGAGUAGAAAGAGCUCCAAUUCUUCACCACUUUGCAGAAUCACUCUCGGGAGCAGCAACAAUCCGUGCUUUUAACCAAAACCCCCGCUUUGUUGAUGCUAACCUUUGUCUCAUUGACAACCACUCAAGGCCAUGGUUUCACAAUGUUUCAGCUAUGGAAUGGCUUUCUUUCAGACUGAAUCAGCUUUCUAAUUUUGUCUUUGCUUUCUCUCUGGUUUUGCUCGUUACACUUCCUGAAGGAAUUAUAGAUCCAAGCAUUGCAGGAUUGGCAGUAACAUAUGGCAUAAACUUGAAUGUGUUACAAGCUUCAGUUAUAUGGAAUAUUUGCAAUGCAGAAAAUAAAAUGAUAUCUGUAGAGAGGAUCCUCCAGUACUCAAAUCUAGCCAGUGAAGCGCCUAUGCUGAUUGAAGAUUGCCGACCACCUGAUAACUGGCCAGAUACUGGAUCAAUUUCUUUCCAGAAUUUGCAGAUACGCUAUGCUGAGCAUCUCCCUUCCGUGUUGAAACAUAUUACCUGCACCUUUCCAGGGAGUAAGAAAAUUGGUGUUGUUGGAAGGACUGGAAGUGGUAAAUCGACCCUCAUUCAGGCCAUUUUCCGGAUUGUAGAGCCCAGAGAAGGAAGCAUUAUCAUUGAUGAUGUGGAUAUAUGCAAGAUAGGCCUUCAUGACUUGAGGUCAAGACUUAGCAUCAUUCCCCAAGAUCCUACACUGUUUGAGGGAACAGUUAGAGGAAACCUAGAUCCAUUAGAACAACAUUCUGACACUCAAAUCUGGGAGGCUCUGGACAAAUGCCAACUAGGUGAUAUCAUACGUGCAAAGCCUGAAAAGCUGGAAUCUACAGUGGUUGAAAACGGAGAGAACUGGAGUGUGGGCCAAAGGCAGCUGUUCUGUCUUGGAAGAGCCUUGUUAAAAAAGAGCAGCAUCCUAGUUCUGGAUGAAGCAACAGCAUCGGUCGAUGCAGCAACUGAUGCAGUGAUUCAAAAAAUAAUCAGUCAAGAGUUCAAAAACCGGACUGUGGUCACUAUAGCUCACAGAAUCCACACGGUCAUAGAUAGUGAUCUUGUCCUGGUCCUCAGUGAAGGUAGAGUAGCAGAAUUUGACUCACCAACAAAGCUACUGGAACGGGAGGAUUCUUUCUUCUCAAAACUGAUAAAGGAGUACUCUAUAAGAUCAAAAAGUUUAACAGCUUAGCUGUGUUCCCAAAUUUCUCUAAAUUAUGUUUUGGGGGGUCAGUCCCAUGACAAAACCAUAAUGGAAGUAGCAACACUACAUAUGUUGCAACAGGGGAGGCCGUGCAAAUAUGUCUCUGAAUUUUGCCAGUAGAUAAGCAAAUGAGAGAAUGUAUAUUCUUAAGUUCAGCUCAAUGUUCCAAAUAAGUUUUGUACUAAGGAGAGUAUUCAUAGAAUUCAAAUACUAUGAAAUGAUUAAUAUUUUAAUACCCUUGGCAUUAAGUUCUUUAACAUAUAAUCAGAAUUCUUUAGCUA
Molecule: messenger RNA, 4898 nt
Organism: Ipomoea nil (Japanese morning glory)
Lineage: Eukaryota; Viridiplantae; Streptophyta; Magnoliopsida; Solanales; Convolvulaceae
Product: putative ABC transporter C family member 15
Exons: 11
Coding region: 100-4605 (1501 amino acids)
Biological process (GO): transmembrane transport
Cellular component (GO): plant-type vacuole; vacuolar membrane
Molecular function (GO): ATP hydrolysis activity; ATP binding; ABC-type transporter activity
Source: RefSeq, a predicted model, not a curated record